AUGCACACUUCAUUCUACCUUCAAACGCCCAAUGGCACCAAUGUUCACUAUGCGCAAUCUGGCAAUGAAUCAGGACCGCUGAUCAUUUUUCUUCAUGGACUAGGGGGAUCGACUAAGACGUUCGACUCUCUAUUACCUUUUCUUUCGCCUCAACUGAACCGUCUAGUCUGUGUAGACUUUGAAGGAUUUGGUCAAACCGCUUUAUCUUCGCCUGAAGUUGUUCUCUCAAUCACACGAUAUGUCAAUGACUUGGAACAUCUCGUGAAAUAUUUGCAAAGCACUCCUACGAAUACAACAGGAGCCAAGAUUACCCUCAUCGGCCACAGCCUCGGAGCCAUCGUCUCAAUGCACUACGCCUCCAAACAUCCAUCACAAACUCAACUGGUUGUCUUGCUCGGCGCUGGACGGUCAAUCGCCCAUAUUCCAGCUGCGAGAGAAAGAAUGCUAGACAUGGCCGCGGAGACACGCAAGAAGGGUAUUCAAGCUGCUGCGGAGAUGGCUGCAAGGUCCAACUUCCCACCUCAGGGCUCGGUAGCUUCUGAGAUUCGACAGUCUGUCCGAGACGCUGUUGGCAGCUGCGACGCUGAGGCAUAUGCCAGGGCAUGUGAAGCAGUUGCGGAUUUAAAUCAUUCUGAUCCCGAUUAUAGCUCCAUUGAUGCGCCAACUUUGUUGUUAGCCGGAAGUGGGGACAUUAUCUCACCCGUUGAAAGAUCAUUAGAAUUGAAAGAGCUCAUUGGUGACAAUGCCUCAGUCAAGGUUCUUGGGGGUGUUGGACAUCAGAUGCUUCUACAGGACCUGGCGGGUUCCGUGGAAGCAAUUCAAGCGCUUCAGAAUAGAUGUACUUAA
This is a messenger RNA of Penicillium nucicola, 846 nucleotides long. RefSeq names its product alpha/beta fold hydrolase. The transcript has a single exon. NCBI's taxonomy places the organism in Eukaryota, Fungi, Ascomycota, Eurotiomycetes, Eurotiales, Aspergillaceae. The coding region runs from base 1 to 846 and encodes 281 amino acids. The record is from RefSeq and is a predicted model, not a curated record.